This is a messenger RNA of Arabidopsis thaliana (thale cress), 1707 nucleotides long. Its product is annotated as F-box family protein. The coding region runs from base 1 to 1707 and encodes 568 amino acids. The transcript has a single exon. The record is from RefSeq and is marked reviewed. Lineage: Eukaryota; Viridiplantae; Streptophyta; Magnoliopsida; Brassicales; Brassicaceae.
AUGAUGAACAAGGAAUCGUUUGGAGCUUGCUUGCUUCUUACGCUUCCAGAAGAUGUGUUUGCUGUUAUUUCUCGUUUUCUUUCUCCAAGCGAUAUUUGCAAUCUAAUCUUGUGCGGCAAAAGUCUGCCUGCCCUUGUCGAUACCGAGAAGAUGUGGCUUGUGCAAUGUGAAGAAGUAAAGGUUCUUCCUUUGUUGGAAAUAGUCCAAUGGCGAAUCGGGAUCUCUUCUUACAAGGCCCUUUGUAGGUUUCUUGUAGAGGUGGUGAAGCCGCUUCUUGGGAUUUGGGUGCAACAAAACCCUGAACUUGGGAAUGUUGUUUAUGUGAUGCCUGGUUUCUUGUCUGUUGUUGGGUGCCGGAUAAUUCCACAAAAGGUUGCUCCUUCGUGGAUUCAAGAGGACCGAGUUAAGUGGUCACCGGUGUUUGAGAUAAUCUGCGGGUUUGAUGGCUCUAACGGGUUUUUCCUCCAUGGAAGAGACAAAGAAGGCAGUUGCUUGUACCCUGGUUUUGUUAUGGGCAUUGAGAAGAGUUGCAAUGUACUUCAGCUCGAUGUUGUGCCGAGGCAAGAGAAGAGUUCGUGCAAUGAGAUUGAGAGAGGAGCCUCAAGAGAGGAGGGAGAGAUUCCAUUUUGGAUGCUCGCUUUUAGUGAUAGAAAAAAUUUGCUCAAUAUUGUGACAAGCCAUGUAAGUCUACAUGUGGUGGAACCAUUAAAUGAAAUGUUAUUUCCCACAUUGAAAUAUGAUGAAGCAAUGCUGGUUGAACGCAGAACCAUUCUCCUUAAAAUGCACAAGUUUGGUGGAAAUUGGAAGAACAUGAAUUUGGAGGAGGAUGAUCAGUUGUGUUACAAUCCCAUGCAAGUAAAAAUAAACGAGAUGUUGGAAAAUCUCGGUGAUGACUAUUUUUUUGAUGAAGAGGAGCUGAUAGAGGUCACACCAACGGAGAACACGAAUGUUUUAGGGGAGUCUAGUUCUUCAAAGAACACAACACCUUCGCAGAGUGAAAUUAGAGUUUCGAAUCGCCAAAGCUUUCUUAGCUCUGGUGAUACAUUCGGUCUUGGUCUCACAGCUUCCUACAGUGAGAUGUCUUAUUAUAAAGGGUGGCCAUACAUGCACUUUCACCACUUUUUACUUUAUAAACUACCAGUUAAGAAAGCCGUCGAUCAAGAAGCGUAUGCUGGUUUGUGGGGAGGAACGAUUGGCUGCCCAGCUGGGAAAUGUCCUAAAGGUAAGACGGAAAAGUCUCUUUACUUACUGAUGCUCACUUAUGAAGAAUCUGAAGAACAUAGUGAGAGAGUUCUCAUUGGGACAAAAAUACUCGAAGGAAAGCGCUAUGUGCGUCAUCCCAAUGGAACUGCAAUGUUUGUUGUAAAGAUCGAUACACCUUCUCUUGAUCCCUUUCCAGUGGAUGCAAAUGAAACACAUUUUGAGAAUUCUUACUCGGGAGAAGGUAUCGCAGAGGGUUAUUCAUUCCGCUAUACAGGUUCUAAACCCGGUUCCCUUUUCGUGAUUACUAAUGAUCUUCUCGCAUUCGUUUGGAAAGAAACCAAAGUUGUGAUUACGUUGCAAAGACUAAACCUUACAGAGAUCUUGAAGAAGGGUUUGGGAUCUUGUGUGCCGCCUUUGCCUCCUUCGAAGAAUUUUACUUAUAUGAGAAGGUCCUUCAUAAACGAGUUUACCAAGUUAUCAACCGAUUCGUCUUACUCUGAAUAA